UUAAACCUAUUAAGUUCGUAUAAAUCAGAUUUUAAUAAAAUCGUUUUGGAUAAAGGAAAAAUGAUUUACUUUCCGUUUGUUUUUAUAGCAAAUGAUUCACUUCCAUUUCUACAUUUUCAUCACAUAGUAACUAUUGAUUUUCUUGACCUUUGAAUUGCAAUUGAGUGUCCAUCAAUAACGUUUUAUUUGCUCAUAGACAAAAUUCAAAUCCCAAAACUGAAAAUGAAAAGGCCUCUCACAGAGAGUGCGGAAGACAACCCUAACCCCUCCACAAAACUCAGCAAAAUCUCAAUGGAGAAGAGAAGAAAAAGACUCCCAGAAGUGAUACUGGUGGAGAUACUCGCCAGACUACCCAUGAAAGCCAUCGCCAGAUUCAAAUCAGUUUCCAAAAAAUGGAACUCCGAAACCGAAUCUCCUUAUUUCAUCCGUCGCUACUUCUCUCUUCACCCAAACUCAUCAACAUGGUCUCUCAUGUUCCUAACCAAGCUUUACCAUCCUAUCACAGAAGCCAUCGGCUUCCACGGAGGGGACACAUGGGAUCUCCCCAAGUCUCUAGCUUCCUACGUACUGCCUUUCCAACCGUACCCAAAUCUCCCUACUGUUAACAACUAUUAUUACGUAGCUUCGUCCAACGGAUUGAUCUGGAUCGAGGUCUACCUCACCCAUCACAACCGCAGAUCAUUCGUGGGUAAUCCAGUUUCGAAGCAGUGGGUUGAAAUCCCUCCUCCUCCGAAUAAAUGUGCCGCCACUGGUCUGGUGACACGUGUCGAAAACGGCCUGGUUACAAGCUUCAAAGUCGUUAGGACUUGUAGUAAUCAGACAAGGAAUGUGUGGAGAGUGUAUGUGUAUUCGUCUGAGACAGGGUUGUGGAGUUUUAAACGGCUUUUGUCGUUUUGUCCUGUCGAUGGUGCUAAUCCUCCAGUGAAUAUCGACGGGAAGCUUUACCUGUGGGAAAAAGAUUCUCAUGAAGAGGAUCUGAUGGAAAACUUUAUUCCUAAGGAGUUUGGAUUCCUUGUUGGUUUUGACUUCUAUCGUGAUGAUAAUAAAUGUCAGGUUGUACCUUUACCUAUCCCGGAUAACAAGUACGUUAGGAGAUGCUUGACUACUUCAAGAGGCGAUGUUAUGUACGUGGAGAUAUUGUAUCGUAGACUGAAGGUUUGGAGGCUGAGUAGCAACAACCCGGAGGGUAGUGAACUGUUGUGGGAGCUGUCGCGGGAAGAAAUCAACUUGGCGUCUAUUGGAUUUGAUGUCUUCUGUUUCCCGUUGGCUAUGAAUCCGUUUGAUGGUGAUAUCAUCUACCUAUGGAGUCGGGAACAUGAUUGCGUGGUAACGGGUAACUUGCAGACUCUAGAGUUUGUUCUUCAUCAAGAAUCAGAGAACUGGAGUAGUAGCAGUAAUGGAGGUUGCUAUCGCUUUAACAAGUUGGAUUGCAAGAGGUAUAUGGACGGUUUUCGCAAUGAAACUUCUACUUCUGUUGUCAUCUUAUCCCAGUUUGUGCUUCCGCCGUGGAUGGACUUGGUACCCCGUCCCCCACAUACUCGUUUAACUCUCUAUUAGCAUCAGAUAUGCUCUCCCAAGUUCAACUUGCAUGAUAACAUGUGUUGUGCAAUCUCUUUUUAAUUGCUUUUUGAUUACUUUGUUUUGUUUCACAUAUAUCUUUGCAGUUCUGUAAGAAUUUCAAGGGAAAUAUAUGUUCAGACCUUUACAUAAAAAUCUCAGAACGCAAGCUUUUUUUUUUAGUACGUUAAAAUUCUUGUUAAUGCUGUAAGAAUCUUGGCAAUGCUGUAAGAAUUGCGAAGGAAAUAUAUGAUGAAUUGAUGAUCAGACCUUUACAUAAAAAUGUCAGAACACAAGGCAACUCCUAAAUGCAAGAAAAUCUAAAGCAUAACCAACUCUACCUUACGAGAAAAGCAAUU
Molecule: messenger RNA, 1916 nt
Organism: Brassica napus (rape)
Lineage: Eukaryota; Viridiplantae; Streptophyta; Magnoliopsida; Brassicales; Brassicaceae
Product: F-box protein At1g49990-like
Exons: 1
Coding region: 223-1557 (444 amino acids)
Molecular function (GO): protein binding
Source: RefSeq, a predicted model, not a curated record